AUGAAGCGUUUCCGGUGCCACGCUGGUACAGCGACUACUGUUUUAGUGCUUUUGCUUAGUGGCUCGGUGUGGUGCAUAGCGAACAGCAAGUCGGUUAUUUCCGUCGACGGUGAUCGGAAUUGGAAAGCGAAAGACACACAAACCGCUGGAUCAAGCUUGUGGUCUCCGGCGUCCGAGUAUUACGACGACCGCGAUCGCAAUGUAGGAGGAUACAAAAAGGACUUCAUAACCAGCUAUGAGGACAAAUACCCCGGUAACAGCCCGCCGUACGGAAACAAAUUCCGGCUAGGGUCAUCUACGUUUAGCGGUGGAAGCUACUACACACCCGGUGGCACGUACGAUCGCAGACCAUUCUAUGGGUCAGCGGGACCUUCCGUCUACGGGGUACAGGACUACGACGGGGCGUACGAGUACGGCCCUCAUGGGCAGGGAUACUCCUUAAACUAUCCGUACGGUGGCAAAGACCUCACCCGAUCGGUGCUGUUGCCCCUGGCUGGAGCGACGCUCCUAGGCAUUGCGGCCGCCCUGGUUGCCAAUCCGGUGCUGCUGCACUUGGGUGUGUCUGCGGGCAAACGGAAAAGGAGAGAGAUUUCCCCACCGAGUGACCCCGAUAUCGCGUACCGUGGACAGCUGAGUCCUACCGUCAGAAUUUACAGAGUGAAAUAA
Messenger RNA from Anopheles bellator, 666 nucleotides. RefSeq lists its product as uncharacterized. Bases 1 to 666 code for a protein of 221 amino acids. The transcript is spliced from 4 exons. NCBI's taxonomy places the organism in Eukaryota, Metazoa, Arthropoda, Insecta, Diptera, Culicidae. The record is from RefSeq and is a predicted model, not a curated record.